UGCCUGGAAGAUCAUGAACUGGUUGUUCCUGUGCAGGCCUACAUGUCUCCGGAGAGCAAGUUUCUCUUCAGGAAGAACUACGCCAAGUACGAGUUCUUCAGAAACCCACUGAACUUCUUUCCAGAGCAGAUGGUAGCGUGGUGUCAGGAAACGAAUGGCUCUAUCCCACAGUCACAGCUCUUACAGAAUUUCUUGAAUUCCAGCAGCUGUCCAGAGAUCCAGGGCUUCCUUUAUAUGAAAGAGAUGGGCCGCAAGUCCUGGAAGAAGCUCUACAUGUUCUUGCGCCGUUCUGGGCUGUACUACUCUACUAAAGGAAUGUCUAAGGAGCCAAGGCACCUGCAGUUACUGUCGGACUUAGAGGAGAGCAAUGUUUUCACUGUGACGACAGGCAGAAAGAUGCACAACGCGCCCACAGACUACCAAUUCUGCAUUAAGCCCAGUAAGGGCAGGACAGAACAGAAGGUGUUGAAGAUGCUGUGUGCCGAGGACGAGCAGAGCCGUACGUGCUGGAUGACUGCUUUCAGACUGCUCAAG
Molecule: messenger RNA, 534 nt
Organism: Sinocyclocheilus grahami
Lineage: Eukaryota; Metazoa; Chordata; Actinopteri; Cypriniformes; Cyprinidae
Product: growth factor receptor-bound protein 10-like
Exons: 5
Biological process (GO): insulin receptor signaling pathway; negative regulation of insulin receptor signaling pathway; negative regulation of Wnt signaling pathway
Molecular function (GO): insulin receptor binding
Source: RefSeq, a predicted model, not a curated record